Sphaeramia orbicularis (orbiculate cardinalfish) is the source of this 5108-nucleotide messenger RNA. Its product is annotated as gamma-aminobutyric acid receptor subunit beta-3-like. Gene Ontology annotation, molecular function: extracellular ligand-gated monoatomic ion channel activity; GABA-A receptor activity. The record is from RefSeq and is a predicted model, not a curated record. Gene Ontology annotation, cellular component: membrane. Bases 547 to 2121 code for a protein of 524 amino acids. Gene Ontology annotation, biological process: monoatomic ion transmembrane transport. Lineage: Eukaryota; Metazoa; Chordata; Actinopteri; Kurtiformes; Apogonidae. The transcript has 10 exons.
ACACUGAAACACACAUAUGAAGCAUGAUUUUGCACUGCUGACACACACAUAGACUGACACACAGCCUAAGCCACGGAGAGGGACACUCACUGCUGCUAAUCACUGGUGGGAUGGAGGGGGGCUAACCGUGUGGACAUCUUCAGUCUGUGUGGGUUUUUUUUUUGUGUGUAUGUUGAUUUUUUUUUGUUUUUAUAGCCGCUGUUGAUGGAAUAAUGAUCUAACACUCUUUAUGGGACUAUCUUCUUGCAGAGGAUAUAAAGAAGCGAACAGAAAAUGUGCUGUGGGCCUCCCAACAUCAACUGACAUCUGAGGAGUUUAUUUUGUUGGCGCCCUGUGCUGAGGGCAAACAACUUCACUUUCAUUCAACAUCCCCAUCACCACCGUGCCUUGGUAGUUCUUAUCCCAACUUCUUGGUCCUCUGAUGCCCCCAUGACUCCAGUCCGACAGGCUCCCAAACAUCCCUUCAACUUCUACAGCUGUUGGAAAUACCCACACACCAGGAGCUGCUGUCCUGGGACACCCCAGGGUCACCUUUGCUCUUAAUGCAUGGCUCCCGACAGGACUGGGGGCAGAGGAAUGAGGAGGAACAUGUUCCUCUGGUGGAUCUUACUACUGUUCUCCCAAGGAUUUGUAUUGGAAAACGUCCGAGGGGAACUCCCGUUCAUGUCUGGGAACAACGCUGCCAUGCUGGUCAACUGGAACGCUGUUGACGGAAACAAGAAGUUGUUCGCCAUCUAUGACACGAGCGUCAAUGAACCGGGCAACAUGUCUUUCGUGAAGGAAACGGUGGAUAAACUACUGAAGGGAUAUGAUAUUCGACUGAGGCCAGACUUCGGAGGGGCUCCUGUUGCAGUCGGGAUGAGCAUAGACGUGGCGAGCAUAGACAUGGUGUCAGAAGUCAACAUGGAUUACACACUGACCAUGUAUUUUCAGCAGUACUGGAGGGACAAGCGUCUAGCCUACGUAGGAAUCCCCCUCAACCUGACCCUGGAUAACAGGGUGGCCGACCAGCUCUGGGUCCCCGACACCUACUUCCUCAACGACAAGAAGUCUUUUGUCCACGGAGUCACCGUCAAGAACCGAAUGAUCCGUCUGCAUCCGGAUGGAACCGUUCUGUACGGCCUGAGGAUAACGACAACAGCGGCAUGUAUGAUGGAUCUCAGAAGGUAUCCCCUGGAUGAGCAGAACUGUACUCUGGAGAUAGAGAGCUAUGGCUACACCACAGACGACAUCGAGUUCUACUGGAAAGGAGGCGAGUCGGCUGUAACGGGGGUGACACGGAUCGAGUUGCCUCAGUUUUCCAUCGUCGAUUACAAGUUGGUUUCCAGAAACGUAGUCUUUUCUACAGGUGCCUAUCCUCGACUGUCUCUGAGCUUCAAGCUGAAGAGAAACAUCGGCUACUUCAUCCUGCAGACGUACAUGCCAUCGAUCCUGAUUACUAUUCUCUCCUGGGUCUCCUUCUGGAUAAACUACGACGCGUCGGCAGCCAGAGUGGCUCUAGGGAUCACUACUGUGCUCACCAUGACAACCAUCAACACCCACCUGAGAGAGACGCUGCCCAAGAUCCCUUACGUCAAAGCCAUCGACAUGUACCUGAUGGGCUGUUUUGUCAUGGUCUUCCUGGCCCUGCUGGAAUACGCUUUUGUCAACUACAUUUUCUUCGGAAGGGGCCCUCAGAUGCAAAAGAAGCUGGCUGAAAAGGCGGAGAAAACCAACAAUGAACGGGCAGCCAAGUAUGACGCAGCAAGGGCGGAACCGCACGGCCAUGGGAACAUCCUGCUAACAACCCUAGAGAUCCAUAAUGAAGUGGCUGGAGGCGAGAUCACCACCAGCGUGGCGGACAUUAGGAACUCUCAGUCCAUGGUUCAGUUGGACAGCACGGCCUCGUCGCACAUCCAGUACCGCAAACAGAGCGGAGGGAUAGGCCCGCGUUCCGCCAGCCGCCACUCCCUGGACCGCGCCGCCCAGAUGAAACGGAGCCGUCUGCGGAGGCGGUCCUCGCAGCUCAAAAUCAAAAUCCCAGACCUGACGGAUGUGAACGCCAUCGACCGCUGGUCACGGAUCAUCUUCCCUUCAGUGUUCUCGCUGUUUAACCUCGUCUACUGGCUCUACUAUGUCUGAUUGGACUGUUCUUUUGAGGUGUUUGUUGUUGUUUGUUUCUUUUCUUUUUUUUCUUUUUUUUUGUUUUGUUCUUUCCUUUUCUGUUGCUUUUAUACAUGAUGGAAACUGUUCGAGUUAAAGACUGCAACAAAACAAUACAAAAACUGAGAAAGACUACUGAGUUUUGGACCAAGUUAUCCUCAGUUGUUUUUAUAUUUGCAGUCUUUGAAUCCUUAGUCUUUUUAUUUUCUAAAGUAUGUACUGUAAUUGGGACUUGUGACAGUCAUUUCCCAUCAUCUGCCCUCUCAGUAAUGUGUAAAUAGAGAGAUACAAAGCCAGCAAUUAAAUACAUACUACAGUAUUUGCAAAAAAAAAACCAGAGAAACCACUCUAAAGUUUUUUCUAAUCAAAAACAUGAAUCAUUAAUAGUACUUUAUACUAUACAGAUGGUUAGGUAAGUGCAAGCAAUUCCAAAAUCCAUUAAACAAACAAACUGCUGUAUGUUUGACUGAUACCCUAUGCACAAUUACUGCAUGUCAUGAUCAGCCAUAGUGGAAAAUAACCUCUCUUUUGCCUCUGAUUAUGUCACAACUUUAUAGUGCAGAUCAGAAACUCCUUUUCAGAAAACAACAGUCGAUGUGUAUUUGUCAUAGCGUUAAAAUAUUUGCUAUUUACUAUAUCGUGCAUUAAUCUGGUAAAUCUUUACCCAAAUACAAUAAUUUAAAGUCAGGACAUUGUCCUCAGUUCAGGAUGAUUGUGACUCAGGUUCUGAAUUUUGCUAUUUGGCAUUUUUUUCUUGAACAAAAAGAGAAAGUGUCAGUGAGAUUUUUUUUUUUUUUUGGGUAAUUUGAUAUUGAAAUAGAGCAACAAGCACAAAAGUGAAUAAAACUGCCAUUUUUUUCACGUUACUCUUCUACCUUCUACAGAGCUCCGAGAGAUAACACGACAGAAUUGCACUCAAAUUUAUCAGACUUCCUCUAAAACCUGUCUUACUUUAAUUUAAAACAACUGCCAAGGGCCUUUUGGGCGUUACAGUUUCUCAACCCGUAAAAUAUUCUAAUAUUUUUGUACUCGUGUCUUCAGGUAUUCAUUUAAUUCCCAAACCUGUCUUGUUAAGAACAUUUUUUUGUUGAUUUGUUUUUGCUCAAGACUUACUCUGUUGUGACAAUAGAGUGGAAUGAAACUCCUUUUUGUACAUAAGUACAUAGGUGUGUAUAUACAUAAAUGUAUAUAUAUAUACUGUGUGUACAACCCAAAAUGAACAUGAUCAAGUAUUGAGCAUUUGUGAUUGUCACACUGGCUAUUAAAUGUCAGACUAUUUAGUGCAAAAAAAAACAAAAAAAAACAAAAAAGACAUGGAUUAAACAAAUUAAGCAACAGGUCAGUACAAGCAUCUGUUUAGUUUUUGAGGGGCGCGCCGAACACAUUUCUUCUCAAAUCAUUUUCCACUUUACACUGUAUCUUCAUUCUCCAUUUGAGAGCUGCACAUACUGGAGCAAGUGAUGCAAAUGGAUUCCAUUGAUUCCGCAGACGGACCGUGAUAACAGGUCUGUUGACUAAUAAGCACAUACAAGCAUUGAAUGUAUCAGAUCCAUUCUUCAGGGAGAGAGGAUAAUGAGCCAUGGUCAUCAUUUCUCCAUCAGAAUAGGAAUGUAACACGCCCAUUAUUACGCUACCGCGAGUGAUGGGAGGGGAGAUGGCGUUUAAGGGUGUGUGCAUGUGCAUGUGUGUGUGAGAGCGAUGGGAUAUGGACAGGGAGGGCCUGAGAUGGGAAAAAGGCCGUGGUUAGAUCAUUUAUUUUCUGUGCUGCUUGCUCAACUAUGGACAAAUGUCAAAGUAGAAUAAUAUUUGUGAGUAAAAAAAUAGCUCUCCUGUUUGACUCUUAUGAUAAACUGUGCCAUUCCACCACAGGUCGCAGAGCAAUCAACCAGUUGCAACUCAUGAUGUAAAGCAGAAGCAUUCUCCUCCUCAGUCAUGGAAACACAUCUGCUGUUUGUGCAUGUACAAAAACAUAUAUAGAGACAAAAAAAAAACAAACCUUUUGAUACUGAGAGUUCUGGUUUUGUCGAAACACAAGUCACUGAUGUUUCAAAGUAGGGACCAAUUUCUUUUCUUUCAAAACCUGGAAUUGUGAACGCUGUAGUUUUAUGUGUACAGACUGAUUUAUGAGCUGAAUGUAUUGUACAAGAAUUGUUGCUGCACAUAAAUGAAUUGAGCUCAAACCUGAUCAGUGUACUGUAGGGCUCCAAGUGACUCCACAUGCAAGCAAAUCUGUCACUAGUUCUUGUGCUGGUUUCUACUGUGUAGACAGGACUGAAGUGCAGAUUUGAUCGAGGUCCAAGAAACAAGAAACUGAGGCACUGGCUUAGUGAAAUAAUCCUUUUACUGGUGUCAAAAAAAAACAAAAACAUCUUGCUAAAAGUGUUGAGUUUGAUUCUGGGCACAAAGCAAUGUUUUAACAAUCUCAUGCAUUAAAAGUGAAGCAGUGUGAUAGUACCGGUCUGUCCAAAGAUGUUUAAAGCUGCUUUGUGUAGUUUGAGAUGGGAGAUUUUUACUUAUAAAAUCUAAAAAUGUAUGUAAAUAUGAGGUAAAAAAUCCAAAAUCCCUAAAAGCUGCAACUGUUUUACAUUGGUUAUUUGGUUCUUCUACCCUCCUUCACAAUUACAAGCCAAAAAAAGAUUCCUUAUCGGUCAUGUGGUGAGAUUUGAACCGGUGCAGAGUAUUUAACAGUUCAUUGUAUGAGUCAUUUUUAUUCCCAAACUACAUAGUGCAGUUUAAAAGUGCAAGAGAAGGAAACUGUUACAAACUCUAGAUACUUGUUUAACAUGCAUGCAACUACAAUUCUUUCCUGGGGAACAUUUUUGAGAAAAAAAAAAAAAUGAUUGCAAACUCAUUAAUGAGAGCUGCUAACUGCUCAUUUUAGAGAUGACAUUAUGCCAUGUGAGCCUACGUGAAAAAGACAAAAAAAAAAAAAAAAGUAUUUAAAAAAAUGUCAACAAGUCAUCAAA